UUCUUCCUUGUUUAGAUGAAGAACAUCCAAGGCCGGUAAAAUCAGUAACAGAAACGCGUUUUUAGGAGCAAAACUGUGGAUUUUUUACACAUUCAAAAAGGGUUUUUUUGAGGGGAAAAGGCGACUUUGAAGAUGAUAACAUCCAUAAACUGUUUUUUUUUAAAGAGAAACUUGAGAUUUUUAGUGUAAAACGUGCGCAUGUUAAGUCAUUAAAGAGUCCUUUGGCUGCUGAGAACGUUUUAUUUUUAAAUGACAUUGUUAAAAAAUUUUCGGAGUUUUUCGGUAUCGGAAUCGGAGUCGGAGUCGGAGUCGGGUUUCGGAAUGAAAAAAAUUGACUCCACAGGUCUCUAAUUGAAACAUAAGAAAUCUUAACAAUAGUUGUUCACAUUCGUAUUCGUGGUUUUCAGUACUCUACAGAAGAAUUCUAGACAUUCACUUUUGCUAAAUUACAGUAGAACAAUAAUAUUAAAGUUUUUUUUUUUUUUCAUACUUAAGAAUAUUCUUUCAUAAAAAAAAAAGUCGAUCUUUUCAAACAGCCUAUUUGUUUAAUCAUAGAAACGUCACAAAGAAUCGCAAACAUCCAAAGAGGAAGGUAAUGAUUUAUUCGGCCGUGGUGAAUAUGAUCAAGCAUUAGAAAAAUACAGUCAUGCAUUAUCUUUAUGUCCAAUGAAGCAUACUCGUGAUCGGGCUAUUAUCUAUGCAAAUCGUGCAGCAUGUUUGAUGAAGAUGGAAAAAUAUGAAGCUGCUGUUCAAUCGUGCACAGUAUCGAUUAAACUCGAUCCAAAUUAUAUAAAAGCUUUUGUACGUCGUGCUGAAUCUUAUAAAUCUAUUGAUAAAUUAGAAGAAGCAUUACAAGAUUAUCAGAAAAUUCUUGAACUUGAUCCAAAUAAUGCUCAAGCACGAAGAGAAGUCUAUAUUUUACCCGAUCAAAUAAAAGAUCGUAAUGAAAAAUUAAAAGAUGAAAUGUUAAGUAAAUUAAAAGAAUUGGGAAAUAUGGUAUUAAAACCAUUCGGUCUAUCCACAGAUAAUUUCAAACUUCAACAAGAUCCAUCGUCUGGCUCUUAUAGCGUUAAUUUUCAGAAAUGA
Messenger RNA from Rotaria sp. Silwood2, 1086 nucleotides. NCBI's taxonomy places the organism in Eukaryota, Metazoa, Rotifera, Eurotatoria, Philodinida, Philodinidae. The record is from the annotation of a GenBank genome assembly.